GGAGAAACUCAUUCGCCUUCAGCAUGAGAACAAGAUGUUAAAGUUGAACCAAGAAGGUUCUGACAAUGAAAAGAUCGCCUUGUUGCAGAGCCUUCUUGAUGAUGCAAACUUACGGAAGAAUGAACUGGAGACAGAAAACAGAUUGGUAAAUCAGAGACUUCUAGAAGUGCAGUCCCAGGUUGAAGAACUACAAAAAUCUUUGCAGGAUCAAGGUUCAAAAGCUGAAGAUUCAAUUCUUCUGAAAAAGAAACUUGAAGAACAUCUUGAGAAGCUCCAUGAAGCUAACAAUGAGCUACAGAAGAAACGAGCUAUUAUUGAGGAUUUGGAACCAAGAUGCAAUAACAGUUCACUCAAAAUUGAAGAAUUGCAAGAAGCUUUACGGAAAAAGGAGGAGGAAAUGAAGCAAAUGGAAGAGCGAUACAAAAAGUAUUUGGAAAAGGCCAAAAGUGUCAUCCGCACCUUAGAUCCUAAGCAGAACCAAGGUGCAGCUCCUGAGAUUCAGGCUUUGAAAAAUCAGUUGCAGGAGCGGGACAGAAUGUUUCAUUCAUUGGAGAAAGAAUAUGAAAAAACAAAAAGUCAAAGAGAAAUGGAGGAGAAAUUUAUUGUUAGUGCCUGGUACAAUAUGGGAAUGACUCUGCAUAAAAAAGCAGCAGAAGAUAGACUGGCUAGUACAGGCUCAGGACAGUCCUUCCUGGCUAGACAAAGGCAAGCCACGAGCACAAGGAGAUCUUACCCUGGUCAUGUCCAGCCAGCAACAGCAAGGUAGAGAAGCCUUGCCCUUAGAAAGAAAACUGCUUUGUGAUCCAGGCCACUUCUGUUGCAAGUGACAACAUUCAAGGAAAAUCAACCAGC
Messenger RNA from Fulmarus glacialis (Northern fulmar), 852 nucleotides. Its product is annotated as protein Hook homolog 3. The record is from RefSeq and is a predicted model, not a curated record. Lineage: Eukaryota; Metazoa; Chordata; Aves; Procellariiformes; Procellariidae. Gene Ontology annotation, cellular component: cytoplasm; centrosome. Gene Ontology annotation, biological process: cytoskeleton-dependent intracellular transport; cytoplasmic microtubule organization. The transcript is spliced from 8 exons. The annotation marks the transcript as partial. Gene Ontology annotation, molecular function: microtubule binding; dynein light intermediate chain binding.